ACCGGGGUCAGUGUCCGGGCCUGGGCCGGGCAAAGGCGCGGCUGACGUCAGGACGGGGCUGGCGCUGCCCGCGGGCGGAGCGGGGCCGGCGGCGGCCGCGGGGAGAGGCAGAUUAAGCAACAAUGGCAUUUGUGAAGAGCGGAUGGCUGCUCCGGCAAAGUACUAUUUUACGGCGUUGGAAGAAGAACUGGUUUGAUCUGUGGUCUGAUGGCCGCUUAAUAUUCUAUGAUGAUCAAAGUCGCCGUGAUCUAGAGGAUAAAAUCCACAUGCGAAUCCACUGCAUCAACCUCAGAGUGGGGAAUGAAUGUCGAGAUUUCCAGCCUCCAGAGGGGAAGCAGAGAGACUGUUUACUGCAGAUUGUUUGCCGUGAUGGGAAGACAGUCAACCUCUGUGCAGAGAGUGCAGAUGACUGCCUGGCAUGGAAAAUUGCUCUCCAGGAUGCCAGAACAAACACAGGCUACGUGGGAUCUGAUGUGAUGUAUGAUGAGACAGCCAUUUCCUCAGCCCCUCCUCCCUACACAGCUUAUGCCACACCAUCACCUGAGGUUUAUGGCUAUGGCUAUGAUCAGUACAAUGGUGCAUACCCCCCCGUGGGCCCUCAGAUCAUCUAUGCCUCCAAUGGACAAGCUUAUGCUCUGCCCUAUCAGUACCCAUACCAAGGACCUUAUGGGCAGCCCCCUGCAAACCAUGUCAUCAUCCGAGAGCGCUACCGUGACAGCGAUGGAGAUCUUGCACUGGGCAUGCUGGCUGGAGCAGCAACUGGGAUGGCUCUGGGAUCACUCUUUUGGGUCUUCUAGAUUCCCCUUUCCUUAUCUCUGUAGUUCCAAACCCCUUUAUUGUGUGCAAUAAUAUAUUGGCAAUGUUGUUUACUGUUAAACUUUGAAAAAUGCAAUAGUUAUUUUUCAGUAGUGACAUCUUAAUAACUGAUUCUUAACUGUCUUAAUGAGAGUUUAAAGGCACCAUUUAGUUAAGUGGUUGGAAAUGGCAUGUGCUGCUCUUGAAUUCUGGUCUGAUGUUCAGAAUUAUAAGGAUCAAUAUGAGCACCAGUGUCAUGUGGUAGCAGUCACCUGCUUUAUGAACAGACUGCUAUUGUAAACACCAUAGGAAAAAAAGAUUUUUUUGGGGGAGAGGGGUCUAAGAUCUAGCUCAAAUAAGAGAUUGACAGGAGUCCUGCAUUAGUAUACACAUACUACUGGCUUUUAAACAUUCCCUGGAAAAAAAAUAGAGCUCAGCAAAGAUUCUUUGGCAUUAGACAGUCUGCCAUGCCUGAGGGGUUUUUUUUUUGUUUUCAGACUUGCCUGCAGACGGUAGUGUGUUUUCUUAGGUGCAGCCCUGUACCUGCCUCUCACACCAUCUAGGUGAAGUUGUUUCUGAGAAUGUAUGAGCAAACCACUGAGAAGCAGCAGCACUCCUCAAUUCUUUUAUUGUCCCAGAAAUGUGAAUGACCAGUGGCAAGGAGGAGCAGUGUUUGUUGUUCUAGCUCCCUCUUUAUCCUGGAUGACUCUUCUCUGGUCAGAUGGAAGUACUGGAUCUUUAGCUUUGCAGGUGUCUGCAGAACAGCAGCCUCAGACACUGCAGCAGCUGCAGUGUUAGGAGCCAGCCAUUGUCUCUGCUCCUUACUGCCAGGGCUCUGCAGAGGCUGCAGGAGGAGAAGGAACUUGAACAGCCCUUGCUCUGUUGGGCCUGCCAGCCCCUCUGCAGGCAGGAACAGGAGGGGAGAGACAAGCAAAACAAGUAGAGCUUGCACACAGGCACUUUGAUAUCAGCUGCCUUGCCAGGGCUAGGAUAAGAUGCCUGCUUCUUAGCCACCAAGGUUUGCUGAACCAGGUUCUUAAUUUGCAACUAAUUUUGAGCACAGCUGAGCCUGGGUUUGUUGUAUGUACAUUUCCCCCUCACAUUCAGCAGGUCUCCUCUUCCCUCCAUAAACACUCCAAGGAACCUGUCUGGCUUUGCUUGUAUGUGUGGUUUCUCUACACAGCGUGCUGUCCCCUGGAGUGCAGCUGUUUUGUGUGUUACAUGGCCUGUUUUAAUCCAUGCUGAGCUGUGCUUGGCAAGGAAAGAGAGCUCUGAAGAAAUGCAUGGGCUUUCUUGUUCAGGUAAAUGAGGCAGGGUGCCUAAGCUGAGCUCUUAUAGUAAGAGGACUUAUUUUUAUACUUCCACUUUUAGCUUCCUGUAUUCGCAUACUGUUUCAAUGUUAUGUCUUACUUAUGCUUCCAUUUAGGAGAAGGUUAAUUUCCUUAUGGUUCACAGGGUUUCAUGUCAGGAAAAUGAAAAUAGAUGAGAACUUGCACCCAUAUAAAUUUAGCUGAAGUCCCAAUCUUCUCUAUUUCAUCCUAAAAUUCUCUUUGCUCUGUCCUACUUAUUGAAGCAAUAGAGGUCCUGGACAAGAGUUUGGGUAGCAGCCAGGGGAAGCACUAGGCUUUCAUAAGCCUUAGCACUAACUCAACCAAGUGGAAUCUCUGAAAGUAAACAGACAAAUAUCAUUGUGGCUGCUUUAUAGGAGUGGCCUAAUCCAGGAAGGUAAACUGCCUUCAGGAGGCUGGCUCUGAGCUGUACACCAGUGUGCAAGCAUGUCCUUUCACAGGUUAACACAAGCUGCACGUGUUCAGCCAGGCAAAUGUACUGAAAGGACAUUCUGGAAGUGCAAAAAAGGACUGAAGUGAAAGUUUCCUAUUGCUAGUCCAAACCAAAGGAAAUUGCAGUACACUACUGAAGCUCUCUUAGAGACCCCGAGGUCAGAAAGGGAUGGAAUGUAAGUGGACAAACAUGUCUGCCCUUUUAAAAAGCCUUUUAAGAGGUGAGUUUGAUUACAGGUCUGUGCUGCUGUUUGGUUUGUUCUGCACAAUGCCUCCAUCUCCUCCUAAUCCUCUGUGAUUCUUAACUUGUAAGGAGUGGGGGAGAAUAAAACCACUGGGCAUCAUAUGAUUUUCUGAAUUUCCUAAUGACUGGGAAAGGAUAACAAAAAGUGAAUCAGCUGGGUUUUUUGUUUUGGUUUGGGCUUUUUUUCAGAAGAACUGUUAGUCACAGCAGGGGAACAUGUCUUUUGUGUUUUCAGGAGAUAACUCUGUCUAGGUCCCUAGUUUCUUCAAGUGAAGUAUAUAAAAUAAAGAUUGUUGAUUCCAAAACAUUCCUGGGUUGAAAUUAAAAAAAAAGUAUUUUAAAAAGUUCAAAUUGUAAGUAAUUCUCCAUUAAGAAAAUAACCUUACACUUCUCAGUGGAAAAAUACACUGCAAAUAGAAGCCAAAGAUUGUAGUUUCAGCUUGGAAACAGUAGGCUGCUUUUAUACAACAGUCAUGAACUAUUUUCUAUCUCAGAAGCACAGGCAUUUAGAACCCAGAAAGCAAGUGUACAAGCUUGUGCUAGAGCCUGAAAUCAAGAGCACAGUUCUCUCCCUGCAGGUGCUUGUAGCCUUUCUGAUCUCACUGCAGAGACAGAAGUGGCAACAUCCUGGUGCACAAAGCAGCAGCAUGGAUUGCCAUCUGAAGUUCCUGGAUGUUGAAGCUCAGACUUGCUUCCUGAAGACAGGCCCGUGUCUCCUGUUGCUCAGGAACAGAGCAGAGCUUUGGUCAGGUGCACAGGAAUGUCUGGCUGGAUGCACAGUCGUGACUCAGUAGCAAUUUUCUGCACUUCAUGUAUCUGCAGUUGGUGUGGGUGAUGCUGUGGGAUGAAGGAGAUGGGAUCUGGGGCUUGGAGGGACAGCCAUGCUAGGUUCUGCAGACCACUGACACCACAGUCAUGGGAAGAGGCUGCAGGGGUGGCAAGAUAAUUUUCAAAGCAGGUUGAAAUGAUUGUUUCUGAAUGGUGCUAUUCAUUACUCUAAUUCCAUUUAUAUUUGCAUAGUGCACAUUCCUGCUUUGGGCCCAAUACUGAAGCCCCCUAAAGCUAUGGGAGGUUCACAGGUACCACAGUGGCACUGUUUUUGUGCAGUGUACACUGUCAGGCAAGGAUAAAUCUGUUGUACAGCAGUGCCAGCCUGUUCAGAAUUGAGGAGGUCACGAGUCCAGAUGUUCAUCUGGGACUUGUUACUUUUGGGCUUGCAGUUAUGGACAGCUGGACAGAGCCAGGCUUCCUGAGAGUGGGGUGGGAAUGCUCAGCUCUCUAAGUCUGACCACAUUAAAGAGGUCAAUCAGGGUUAUUCUGAGUUACAUGUGAAAACAUAACCGUUGGCUCCUUUUGCAUGAAUUUGAGGGAGAGCCAGUCUCUUCCAGUGAGUGGGUAAAGGCUUAUGGACUAGGGAGGAGGGGGUGGGCAGAGUUUCUGUACAGAACAACUGCACUGACUUCCAGCAAAGAUACACCUCCCCAGUGCUGAAGCACAUUCUGAGCAGUGUCCAGAUGGAGCUAGCCUGCAUGUCAUCCAACCCUGGCUUACUCUGUUCUUCAGUGAAGAUUCAGCAGGUGAUGGAACCAGCUACACAAGUGGACUGGAGGAGAAAAUUCACACCCAUGUUCCUCAGAUGUGUUUGUGCUUCUCCUCCUCAGCAUAAGUCUGUGCAAGUCAUGGACGGUAGCAUGCAACAAGUUUCCCCUCCAGAACCUUUAUGUUCUUGUGCACUCCCUGUCUUUACUGCAGCUUUUACUGUAUGUCCUCAUUCUCAUUGUUAAUUUAUAGCAAAAUAAGCAUAGCAAUAAAAGUCAUAUUUAGUGUAA
Molecule: messenger RNA, 4649 nt
Organism: Passer montanus (Eurasian tree sparrow)
Lineage: Eukaryota; Metazoa; Chordata; Aves; Passeriformes; Passeridae
Gene: PLEKHB2
Product: pleckstrin homology domain containing B2
Exons: 8
Coding region: 123-797 (224 amino acids)
Biological process (GO): regulation of cell differentiation
Cellular component (GO): membrane
Source: RefSeq, a predicted model, not a curated record